Molecule: messenger RNA, 329 nt
Organism: Acaulospora colombiana
Lineage: Eukaryota; Fungi; Glomeromycota; Glomeromycetes; Diversisporales; Acaulosporaceae
Source: the annotation of a GenBank genome assembly
CGAUUGCCUGGAUAUUGGUUCCUACAUUUGUAGUUUCGUUAUAUAUUUCAAUUUCACGAUGGAACCAUCGAAUGACUCCACCACCAUCAACACCCAUGAGCUCAGCGAAUCCACCUCCCCCCAAGCCACAUUCUCCACAAAAAGGGGUAUUGAGAGAUGGUUUUUUGGUCUUCAAUGAUAAUAGCAAGAGCUCUGGCAAGCGAAUGAGUCUAUACAGUCAUUCAAACAGAUCCACACCUCAUGUGAGAACCUUCUCCUGUCCAAAUAGCUUUGGCAACUCCACUCCUAAUCUUUUGAGUGACUCAUCAUCCACUGCCACCCAAUAUUAA